AUGUCGUUCGCCAAAGCAUUGUCGCCUGCACUGCGGGAAGUUCGUAUUCUCUGCUGCCAGACAGGCGCAGGCUCAGCGGGGACAAGGCAGUUUAUUGCUUCAACAUACCCGACUCUGAAACAACACAACCCUGACUUGCCUAUCAUGAUUCGGGAAGCGAAGGGCACGCCUGCACGGGUGUUUGCGCGAUUCGAACGGGGUGUGGAGAAGCACGUCGAGGUGGACAACCUCUCGGAGAAGGACGUCGCAUCGAGAAUAGCGCAGCUCCUGAGCCUAUCAUGA
Messenger RNA from Rhodofomes roseus, 282 nucleotides. Its product is annotated as NDUFA2, NADH ubiquinone oxidoreductase 10.5kD subunit. The coding region runs from base 1 to 282 and encodes 93 amino acids. The record is from RefSeq and is a predicted model, not a curated record. The transcript has 3 exons. Lineage: Eukaryota; Fungi; Basidiomycota; Agaricomycetes; Polyporales; Fomitopsidaceae.